Messenger RNA from Zalophus californianus (California sea lion), 3000 nucleotides. RefSeq names its product growth factor receptor bound protein 2 (gene GRB2). Lineage: Eukaryota; Metazoa; Chordata; Mammalia; Carnivora; Otariidae. The transcript is spliced from 6 exons. Gene Ontology annotation, molecular function: protein binding. The record is from RefSeq and is a predicted model, not a curated record. The coding region runs from base 349 to 1059 and encodes 236 amino acids.
CAGACGAGGAGCGGAAGCCAGGAGGCUGUGCUGCUUCGGCGAGCGGGCGGCGGCGGCGGCAGCGGCAGCGGCAGCGGCAGCGGCGACGAAGAGUGAGGCGGCAAGGGCGGCGGGAACAGGCGCUGCCGUCGGGGAGCAGCAGCGCGGUCGGCGGCCGCUCGCACCGCUGCAGAGGGGCCGGCCGGGCGCGGAGCGGAGCAGCUGCGCCACGGGUGGCAUUGUGUGUCCCGGAGUGCACGAGCGAGUCCCGGGAGAGCGGCGAGGCUGAGCCCAGAGCGCUGGGUGGCUUCGGCAGGGAAGACUCCCUUCCCCCGGCUUCAGGCUGCUGAGCCCUGAGCAGCGCUCAGAAUGGAAGCCAUCGCCAAAUAUGACUUCAAAGCUACCGCUGACGACGAGCUGAGCUUCAAAAGGGGGGACAUCCUCAAGGUUUUGAAUGAAGAAUGUGAUCAGAACUGGUACAAGGCAGAACUCAAUGGGAAAGAUGGCUUCAUUCCCAAGAAUUACAUAGAAAUGAAACCACAUCCGUGGUUUUUUGGCAAAAUCCCCAGAGCCAAGGCAGAAGAAAUGCUUAGCAAACAGCGGCAUGACGGGGCCUUUCUUAUCCGAGAGAGUGAGAGUGCCCCGGGGGACUUCUCCCUCUCUGUCAAGUUUGGAAAUGAUGUGCAGCACUUCAAGGUGCUCCGAGAUGGAGCUGGAAAGUAUUUCCUCUGGGUGGUGAAAUUCAAUUCUCUGAAUGAGCUGGUAGAUUAUCACAGAUCUACAUCUGUCUCCAGAAACCAGCAGAUAUUCCUCCGGGACAUAGAACAGGUGCCACAGGGGGCUGGCCAUGAGCAGAGACCCAGCGGGUGUUCUCUCCCUGCCCCUCUUCUGCAGCAGCCGACGUACGUCCAGGCCCUCUUUGACUUUGAUCCCCAGGAGGAUGGAGAGCUGGGAUUCCGUCGGGGAGACUUUAUCCACGUCAUGGAUAACUCAGACCCCAACUGGUGGAAAGGGGCCUGCCACGGGCAGACCGGCAUGUUUCCCCGCAAUUACGUCACCCCUGUGAACCGGAACGUCUAAGAAUUAAGAAGAGAUUAUUUAAAGAAAGUGAAAAAUUUAAAACACAUACAAAAGAAUUAAACCCGCGAGCUGCCUUAACAGCAGCCCGUGAGGGAGCUCAGAACACCUGGCUGGGUCACCUGGUGACCCUCUCACUUUGGUUGGAACUCUGGGGGGGGGGGGGCGUUGGAUAUAAAAAUGCCAAAACUUACCUAUAAAUUAAGAAGAGUUUUUAUUACAAAUUUUCACCGCUGCUCCUGUUUCUCCUUUGUCCUCCUUUCCAUCCUUCUCUUCUGUCCAUCAGUGCAUGACGUCUAAUACUACAUAUAGUCCUAGCUGAUGCCGAUAAUAAAAGAAAAGAAACAAGCGGGCUGGUAUUUUCUCUAUGCAAAAUGUCUGUUGUAAUCGGAGUGACUGCAGGAAGGACAGCCAUGGCCGUGUUCCUCAGGCGCACACACAGGAGGGGGCGGGCGGCCGGCAGCCCUUGCUGGGCAGCCUCUGCCAAAUGGGGGCAGCCCCCGGCCGCCAGCGUCUUGUGACAAAGUUGAAAACGGAGUGGGGGCAAAAGGAAGGACUGUUAACCCUCAUGGCUUCCUGAGAAAAGUCAAGCUAAAAACCUUUGUCUCUUUUCUACAUUGUUUUCCCUUCCAAAUGGUAUUAUUGAGCAUGUUGAUUUUUCAUAGUGCCUUUUUCCUUAUUUCAAGAGUUGCUUAUGAGUGGUGUUUUUUUAUUUGUUUUAAAAUAAGUUAAAGACAGUCCAGAGCUUUUUUAGCCAAUUUGUCGCCUACUCUGUAAAUAGUCCUCCCCCGGGGGGAGGGGAGAGCGGGGUAGAGCCGCGGAGAAAGCUCAGGUGGAGGGUGUGGCCAUUCUGCCUGUUCUCAGCCACGAGUCUUUAAGGUUCAGCUUUAAUAUUUGUCAGCCCUCUGGAGUCUGCCGUGGCCUGCCGCAGGGGAGCAGUGCCGCCAGCUGCUGGGGAAGGAGGAGACGGUCCAGCUCUUCCCACCUCGGACUGGAUCUGGCUGGGGGUAGGGGGUCAGAGUCUCCUUGACCUUGCGAUCCCGGCUGCUGUCCGCCCCUCCUCAGCUCCAGAGCCCCCCAGAGAAAACUCCCUGGAGCCAGCAAGUUUCAAACACAGGAAAGCCCAAGGAACUUCAGCCGUCACUCUGUGACUGUACCGGGUUGUACACUGUGUUCCCACACCGGGGUGGAAAAUGGGAGCUUGCGUUUUUCUUGCUCUGAAAAUCAGAGGUAUCUGUUCAUGGCUUUCAUCUGCUGUGUCCCCUGCCUGACCUGCCAGGUGAGCACUAGGCAGCGUUCAAGAAGCAGCUGGGUUUUUAUGUCUCCGUUCCCAGUGGGCCGUGUCUGUAGCCGCUCUGCCCUGCCCCCGAAGGAAAUGUCUCGGUGAAGCAGGGACAGUUGGGGAAGGAUGAGUGGGAAAUGUAGGAAGGCCGAGGCCAUUGCAGAGCUCUCUCUGUCCGGCUUGUCAGCUGCUUGUCCCUCAUAGUGAUGUGCCUGUGAACUUUCUCCACCCGAUCCCCUUGCCUGCAACAAACACAGGGCUGCCUGGGAGUCGGUGACGGCCUUUGGGUUCUGAGGUGGUCGGUUGGAGUCUCCCCUGGACUCUGGUUAUGGAGCCAGACUCAGCCUGGAGUACUUAGAGGCCCUGGAGGCAGCUGCUCUUCUGGACAGAGCACCCGCCCCCUCGCUCCCUUUCUGGUAGCUUCUUUCCUCGUUGAUGGUAAAAGGUAUCUCCGGCAUUCUACACCUGGACCAUUUGAUUGUUUUAUUUUGGAAUUGGUGUAUAUCAUGAAGCCUUGCUAAACUAAGUUUUGUGUGUAUAUAUUUAAAAAAAAAAAUCAGUGUUUAAAUAAAAAGACCUAUGUACUUAAUCCUUUAACUCUGCGGAUAGCAUUUGGUAGGUAGUGAUUAACUGUGAAUAAUAAACAUACAAUGAAUUCUUCA